AUGACAAUUGCCAACAAGAUGCGGAUUCAUAGAGAGAGUCUUGAAGACGUCACCAUUGUUGAGAAGAUCAUGCGGUCCAUGUUGCCGAAAUUCACUUUUGUUAUCUGCUGCAUUGAAGAGUUCAAAGAUUUGGAUAUUCUUUCACUUGAUGAAUUACAAAAUUCUUUAAUGGUUUAUGAGCAGAAGAUUGUUCAACAGGAUGUAGAAGAGCUAGCAUUACAAAUAACCACAAUCUCCAAAGAUUCUGGGCACAGAAGGAGUAAGUGUAAGGGAAGAAACUCAGAGAAAACUGAAGAGGGAAAUCGAAAAAAGAAUGGUCAGCAUGAUCAUGAUCAACGACACUCGUCCAAUGGGAAAGCAAGCAACCAUUUGUCUGGAGAAAAAUCUGCAUUUUCUGAACUAGAUGAAACUUUUCGCACAACAGUCAAGUUUGGGGAUGAUUCUCGUAUUCCACUCAAAGGGAAAGGGAAGGUGAAACUCCAAACAAAGUCUUCAUCUAUGCAGAUUAUCUUUGAUGUUUUCUUUGCACCAGACCUGAAAACAAAUCUUAUCAGUGUGGGUCAACUUAAAGAGAACGGCUACGAAGUGUCUAUCAAGCAUGGAAUUUGCAGGAUGCGAGAUUCUAAUCUUGGAUUGAUCGCUAAAGCUAAGAUGACGGAAAAUAAGCUUUUCCCACUUGAUAUGCAUGAUAUUGGCUCUACCAAUUUUUGUUUUUCAACAAAGUUGAAUAGUCAAGCAUGGCUUUGGCACUACAGAUAUGGGCAUUUGAAUUUUGGAGGACUGAAAAUGUUGCAGCAAAAGAAGAUAGUUACGGGUCUUCCUAAUUUUGAUAUGCCUGUAGAUAUUUGUAAAGAUCGUGUCAUUGGAAAGCAAUCUCGCGAUAGCUUUCCAAAAGUAGAAGCAUAG
Molecule: messenger RNA, 906 nt
Organism: Solanum stenotomum
Lineage: Eukaryota; Viridiplantae; Streptophyta; Magnoliopsida; Solanales; Solanaceae
Exons: 2
Coding region: 1-906 (301 amino acids)
Source: RefSeq, a predicted model, not a curated record